GUUGGCGUACUUCUAAUGUUAUAUAGAGGGCGCUACAACCCCGGAAAAGGAAAUUGCAUUUUAUUCAUUCGGUCGGGUCUGAUCCGUUCACGAUACAUUGCGAAAGACGAUAAUGGCAAACACACCUUAUUAAAAUGGCAUCAAGGAGAGGAGAAGAUGCCUCAAGCCAAAGUGAAGCUGGUGGUGACAGGAGAUGAUUUUGGCUAUUGUGAGAGGAGGAAUCAGGGGAUUGUGGAUUGUUUUAAAGCUGGUGGGAUCUCCAAUGUCUCCCUGUUGGUGAAUGCAGUCUCGGCAAAGCAUGCAGCAGAUCUGGCCAAAAGAUAUGAUAUUCCUAUUGGACUCCAUGCAAAUCUCUCGGAAGGUCUUCCUGUUUCUCAGAAACUGACGGGCUCGACACUCCUCAAGAAAGAUGGUUUCUUUCAUGGAAAGAAGGGCUUCCGGGAAGUUCUGCAGAGUGGUCAGCUCAAUAUGUCGGAGGUGGAGGCGGAGCUCAGGGCCCAGGUAAAUCGGUUCUGUGAACUGAUUGGACACAUGCCCGAUCAUAUGGAUGGCCACCAGCAUGUUCACGUACUGCCAGAGGUACGAGAAGUGUUUGCCCGAGUUCUCUCUGAUUUUGGGAUCACCUACACACGGGUCCCAGUGGAGCCCAGUCUUAAAUUCUGUACGUUCCUCCCGUCCCAUCUUCGAUGCUUCUACACACAGGUUGAAAAAGAUGCUCUCGAGUCUGUCGAAGUCUUUCAUCAACAUGGCAUUAGGUGGCCUGACAUAUAUCUGGGUCUAAGCACCAUGGGUAAAAACAUGACCACGUCUAACCUCAAACGAGCUUUAGGCUUCACGCUAGACGCACAUGCAUCAUCGCUGGAUGAUGGUGUAAUUUCUCCAUUAAUACUGACACAGACCAGUGACACAGCGGUUAACUCCCAUCAGCCAAUUACCGCUGAGCUCAUGGUGCAUCCGGGAUAUCCGAGUCAUCCGCAGCAGGGCGGAUGCGGAGAAGGACCGGAUGAUUUCUCACAGUCCUCAGACCGACUACAUGAGCUGAAUACUUUACAGGACCCUCAGGUACUCGGUUAUUACAGGCAACAGGGGAUCCACCUCUGUGCCUUUAAAGACCUUUAACAACACUCCGGUUAUCCAGAAGCUGCUCCAGGAUCAAUUUUAAUUGUGGCUACCAUCUGUGGACUUGCAUUUUUAACUAGAUUUGAUAAGGAAUAAAGCCUCAUAUUUAUGACUGUAAUAAAUGUAUUAUGAAGAUUUUAACUGAACAUGUAGCACUUACUUUAUAUAUUUAAAAUAGCAAUUUAUUUUCAUUUAAGUACAACGUUUGAAGCAAAUGUAUUUAUGAGAUUUAAUUUUGAAACUGAAUUAAAAGCAUAGUCUCUUUUAGUCGGUGUGUUUGAUUUGUGUGUAGAUUUACGCAGUGUUUAGUCAAAUAAAAACAUGUAGGCAAACCAAUGCACAGUAUAUAUAUUUAUGUAUUUCUUUUCCAUCCUAAACAUUUGUUUCAGCUAGCUAGAUCAAAGCGGAAUGCCGUUCAAAACGUGUAUGACUCGUUCUUGUGUAGAACACAAACACACAAGACAUUCUGACAAACGUUUGCCAAUGUUGUUACAAAUAUGUUUUGUGUUCUGCAGAAGAAAGUCAUACAGGUUUGGAAUGACAAGGGUGAAAAAAUAAUUUUCAUUUUUGGGUGAACUAUCCCUUUGAAUUCUAGCCUACUAACAACUAAGUUUUAGAAACAUUUUGGUAUUCUUGUAGUCUUUGUUUAAUAUAAGCAUUAAGAAACUAGACACAAAGCCUAAUCUCGCUAUUUUAAGUGGGAGUUGGAAUGGGAUGUUUUGAUUGGUUAGUUUGGUUUUAUUAGCAAAUCUCAGGUCAAUCAAAAGAUCAGCGUUUUUAAAGUAUAUAGUAUAUACAGUAUUCCCUGGAUUUGGUCGUCUUAUUUAUUUUGGUACAUAAAAUGUAGAGCAUUUGUAAAGUCAUAAUUUCUAAAACUGCGAAAAUAAAGGAAUACACACUGUGAAGACUAUGGCCCGGUUUCACAGACAAGGCUUAAUGCUAGUCCCAGACUAAAAUGAAUGUGCGACAUGUCUUAACUGAAUAUAACUUGCCCAGAAAUAUCUUAAAAUAUAUCAGUGCCAUUGUUUUGUCUCAAGAUGCUUACAAGUAAUGUAUUCUUCGAAGGCAUUUUUAUAAAAGCGACAUAAAUAUCUUAAUUCAAACAAGGCUUAGUCCUGGCUUAAACUAAGCCGUGUCUGUGAAACCGGGCCUAAAGGUUGUCGUAUUCAAAACGACUUAA
Molecule: messenger RNA, 2299 nt
Organism: Triplophysa rosa
Lineage: Eukaryota; Metazoa; Chordata; Actinopteri; Cypriniformes; Nemacheilidae
Gene: ydjc
Product: YdjC chitooligosaccharide deacetylase homolog
Exons: 6
Coding region: 16-1119 (367 amino acids)
Biological process (GO): carbohydrate metabolic process
Molecular function (GO): deacetylase activity
Source: RefSeq, a predicted model, not a curated record